CGAGAGUACUAGAGGGGUAGGGUAGAGGCAGGAGGCAGGCAGUAGGCGCAGUAGGUUGAUAGAAGGCAUCAGACUUUCACGUAUCUGGGGAGGCUUCUGAGGCCCGUAGAAAAUUACAGCGCUGAUAAUACUACAAUCGGGUGUCGUUUUGUUCCACUCAUGAUCAGCUGAGAAACAAAUUAUGAGUGUGGAUGGGAUCCCAGGGACACUGGAUGGUAUCCGGCGCUCACCGACACCCAACCGACUGCGACUAAGCAAUAAACUGUACGCCUUACGUCGACCCAUGACCAAGCUGGCCCUCCUCACUCAGUUGGGAAUAUCUGCACCAGAAAUAUAUAGGAGUAAAAACUUGGAGAAGUUGAAAUGGAGGACUCACCUAGCCAAGCAUCUCGUGACCUAAGUGUCUCUCUGAGUGAUGUCCGACGUCCUCCUGAUGGUGGUUAUGGAUGGGUUGUUGUGCUUGCAUCCUUUGCUGUCAACCUGAUAGCUGAUGGCGUUUCCAUGUCAUUUGGCAUCCUAUUUGUUGACCUGGUUGACUACUUUGGUCAGGGCAAAGGCAAGACGGCCUGGGUGGGCUCGUUAUUCUUCAGCAUGCCGCUGUUGACCGGGCCCAUCGCGUCAUCCCUAACAGACCGUUAUGGCUGUCGACGCGUCUGCAUCGUAGGAGCACUUUUGGCAACAGGAGGAUUUGUGGCUUCAUUUUUUACCAACUCACUCGAGUUUCUUUUCUUGACAUUCAGUGUGGCUGGCUUUGGGCUUGCACUCUGCUAUGUCACAUCUAUAGUAAUAGUAGCGUAUUACUUUGAAAAGCGACGUUCCCUAGCAACAGGAUUGGCUGUCUGUGGGACUGGCAUCGGGACAUUUGUUUUUGCUCCAUUGACAAUCCGUCUUUUGGAUGCAUUUGCAUGGAGGGGGACUCUCUUGCUUCUGGCUGGAUUUUUCUUAAACCUGGUUAUCUUUGGCGCACUUAUGCGGGACCUAGACCUUGAAGCUGAUGUCCAUCCCAUUGCAGAAGGACAGCAACGACGGCUGUGCAGUUCAUUAGUGCAGCUUCCUACCUACCUUUCUGAUAAGGCACCGCUUGACGUCCUCUCUGAGAAUUCGAGGAAGGAGGGCGGUCACCUUAACUCUCUCCUCGAACAGUACCCGAACAUUUGGAAUCGCAUUGUCCCAGCAGAGUCGCGUGGUUCCACUGGCGAGGUCCGUGCCAGAGGUUCGGAAGUGCUGUGGGGUGAACGCCGGCUGCAGCAGCGGAGCGAUUCUGCGUGCCUGCGCAACAUGCGGUUGCAGCGUGGCAGCCUCACAUACAGAGGAGCCAUGCUCAAUGUUCGGCGCUACAGGCUCAAGGCAUCCAGCUGUCCCGACAUCUAUAGGAACAGCAUGCUCACCAUCACAGGAGAGGACAGGAUAUGUGUUCCUCCCUCUGGCCUGGCAAAAGUCUUCAGCCCUUAUAUGUGCCAGAUGCUGAGUGAGCUGCGAGAGGUGCUGCUGGACUCUUUGGAUGUGAGCCUCUUGAAGAACGUUCGUUAUGCCCUGCUCUGCUUCUCAAACUUCCUCCUGAGUGCCUGUGUGGACAACCCCUACGUGUACAUUCCUGACAGUGCCAUCAUCCUAGGCGUGGACAAAGAAAGGGCCUCUUUCCUCAUUUCCUGCAUCGGUAUCCUCAACACCGUCGGAGUUGUAAUAGUGGGGUACCUAGGGGACAAAUCUUGGACAGAGCCCUCACUUCUUUAUGGCAUCUUGACGGUAGUGAGUGGAGCAGCAGUCGGUGUACUCCCACUUCUACACAGCUAUGGGGCCUUGGCCAUGCUCAGUGCUCUCUAUGGAUUCACCAUCUCAGCAAAUUAUACUCUCGUGCCAGUCAUAUUGGUAGACAUCAUCUCUUUGGACAACUUCACAGGUGCAUAUGGCCUGCUGCUGCUUGUGCAAGGUCUGGCUGGAUUGAUGGGGCCCCCCAUCGCAGGGUGGUUGUGCGACACUACGGGUGCCUAUGAUGCCACCUUCUACUUCAGUGGCUUCUGCAUCUUUGCAUCGGGGAUAGUAAUGCUUCCCAUUGCUUGGAAGUGUCAAAUGCCACAAGUGCAGGAAUCACCGCCUGGCAGCACCAAGCGCACCACUGUGGUUUUACUGCCUCUGGAGGGCAAUGCCCGGGAUGUCUCCUCCUGUCAAAUGGAAGGGCUCAUUCACGAUGGUCCUCUUUCAAGAUGUUUGAAAAAGGUGACUUAUUGCUGGCAUUAAGGAUAUUUAACUCUGGUGCAGGUAUGAAUUGCAGUAUUUAAAGGUUUGAAACAUUUUCAGAGUGCCCAGUCUUGGAUCGGGUUUAGCUAGAAUACAGUCGCCGUCCGAUUUUUUGGACUCGGCGGGGAUCGCGCAAAAGUACGAAUAAUCGAGCGGUCCGAAAAAACGAAUUUCGCUUCAAAAUAAACUUUACUAAGGCCUAGAAGGCUGGAAAAAUUUGUGCUUUCCUAACGCGCUUCCAGCUUUGCCUGAUAACGUCAGCUUCUAUUUCCCGAAGCGACAUUUCGUCAAUGUACACUGUCAGAGGCACCGCCGUCAUCAAGUCCGCAAGUCGGCUUCGCCUAACGCAUGCGUGCUUUAGGUGAAGCUCGCUUUACAGCGCUGUCGCGCGACUCGCGGGCGGAGAACACAUGCUGGGCCGGUGGCCAAAUCGAAGACGCAAAGGCGCCACGACAGACCUCUUCUACACAGAGGAAUGGAAAAUGAACAAUCAUCACUGCCUAUUAUUUUGCCUCAAUAUUUUAGUUGGUUGAUUUCUUGCGAUACGAAUUUCGGAUGAUACCAAUAUUUUCCGUCACCCCAAGAGAGAAAUUCGCUGGUUGGGCAAACAGAGUCCGAAAUAUCGAGUGACGGAGCUGCACGGCGUCGGAAAUUUUGGACGCUCUUAAACAUCAACUCUAUGGGACCCGCGGCCGUUCCGCGAACGAGUCCGAAUAAUCGAGCAUGUCCGAAAAAUCAGGGUCCGAAAAUUCGGUCUGCGACUGUAAUUCAAAGAUGUGCACAAGUUUGUGUCCUUCGUUGCCAGCAUUUGAAUAGUGUAGUUUGUUACACGCUCGAAGUACAUGUCGCACUCGAAGGACUGUCUACAAAAAUGAGGAGUCCACCUCAAUGGUGAAUGCUCUGUCAUGGAAUGCAUUUAACUGCCUGAUAAAAUUUUUAACUCUCUACAGAUGGCACAAAUUGUGUUGUGAGCGUAACUGAACUAGACGUAGCUGCACAUCACAGAUGUAAUAGCACUAAUGUCAUGCGUAUACAGCAGCCAGCAAAAUGUUUUGGAGGGUUACGCUACUAAUUGUGAAACUAAUCUGAAACUACUUCUGCUAAUACUUAUCUUUCUUAAAUUGCAAUCUCGUUAGUAUAGCACCUUGCAGACAUACUCUGAAAGAAGGUGCAAAAUAAGUAAUAACGCUAUCGAAGAUGUGUUCAUCUAUCAAUCGAUUCCUCGUUUCAUGCAAGUCUUACCUGUUAUGCUCCCUGUGCGAACGAAAAUCUUCAUUGAUUGAGAAGGGAAAGCAAGCAUACUACGUGAACUGACGUAGUGUAGUAUUUUGCAAGGAUAGAUCAGAAGUGCACAAACACUUCUGAUUGUGCAUGCUAUAUUGUUUUAGUAUGUCAAUUCUUACACAAAACUGUAGUGGAAGUAUUGAACAGAUACAGUGAACUCCCGUUAAGACGAACAUGAGGGGACCGCAGAAAUUAAUUCGUCUUAUCAGAAGUUCAUCUUAACAGAAGGACCCAAAAGUGUAAUAGAAAAUGUCCAAAACAGGGUAGCAAUUGUGAAACGGCAUAUUGGCAACGUCGCAGCAUACAAUAACUUACUUCCUGCCAGUUUGGCCACCUACUGAAGCGUUAAGCCGCUGGUUGCCCACUGCUGCACGCAGAUAGAAUGGGCCCUAACAGCACGCGAAAGGCAGUUCCCCCUGCGACUGCACGUGAAUUGCGCAAUCACACGUGCCGCACUGUAAGCAGCAAACGUAUUCAG
This is a messenger RNA of Ornithodoros turicata, 4000 nucleotides long. Its product is annotated as monocarboxylate transporter 12-like. The transcript is spliced from 6 exons. Bases 364 to 2238 code for a protein of 624 amino acids. Lineage: Eukaryota; Metazoa; Arthropoda; Arachnida; Ixodida; Argasidae. Gene Ontology annotation, molecular function: monocarboxylic acid transmembrane transporter activity. The record is from RefSeq and is a predicted model, not a curated record. Gene Ontology annotation, biological process: transmembrane transport. Gene Ontology annotation, cellular component: membrane.